Ascochyta rabiei is the source of this 201-nucleotide messenger RNA. RefSeq lists its product as uncharacterized. Bases 1 to 201 code for a protein of 66 amino acids. The transcript has a single exon. NCBI's taxonomy places the organism in Eukaryota, Fungi, Ascomycota, Dothideomycetes, Pleosporales, Didymellaceae. The record is from RefSeq and is a predicted model, not a curated record.
AUGCGUAUCGCCACGGAUAGAGGUCUCGUUUCAAGAACAUGUGGAAUGCCGAUGGUGUCGUGUCUGAGCAUUCCGGACACUGAAAGCGGGAUUCAUGCAAGCUUGUUCUUUCGCGUACUUAACAAGCAACAGAGGGGGACGAUGGAGUCGAUCGAUCAAAGUAAUCUGCGAGUUGUGAGGUGUCACCCCAUACUGCCGUGA